CGUGCGUUGGUCUGUUACGAGUGCGGGGACGCAGGAGGCGAUCACAGGCAGGACAGCAUGGACGUGGACAGUCUGCGCGCCGACCUAGAGAAGGUCGGCCAGGAGCACGUGCUUCGGUUCUGGUCGGACCUAGAGCCGCAGCGGCAGCGCAAGCUCUACAAUGACCUCAGAGGCAUCGACCUGCCGGAGGUGAACGCGUUCUACCGGAGCACGCUGGAGGAGGCCGAGGACCAGGAGAAGCUGGACGACCGGCUGAAGCCGGUGCCGGCCGACGUGUUCGGCUCGGUGGUGCGCUCCUCUCCCGAGGAGCUGCAGCGCUACAACGACGUCGGGCUGGAGGCGGUCUCGCGCGGUGAGGUGGGCGUGCUGCUGCUGGCCGGCGGUCAGGGCACGCGCCUCGGCGUCAGCUACCCCAAGGGCAUGUACGACGUGGGCCUGCCGUCGCGCAAGACGCUGUACCAGCUGCAGUCGGAGCGCGUGCGUCGGCUGCAGCGGCUGGCCGCCGAGCGGACGGGUCGCGCCGGCGGCCGCAUCACGUGGUACGUGAUGACCAGCGAGUCCACCAAGGAGCCCACUGUGCGCUUCUUCGAGAAGAACGACUUCUUCGGCCUGGACAAGCAGGACCUGGUGUUCUUCGAGCAGGGCACGCUGCCGUGCUUCAGCUUCGACGGCAAGAUCAUCCUGGAGGCGCCCGACCGGGUGGCGCACGCGCCAGACGGCAACGGUGGCCUCUACCGCGCCCUGGAGCGGGAGAACAUGCUGCAGGAUAUGGCCGAGCGCGGCGUCCAGUACCUGCACGUCUACUGCGUGGACAACAUCCUGGUGAAGAUGGCCGACCCCGUGUUCAUGGGCUACUGCAUCUCGCGCGGGGCUGACUGCGGUGCCAAGGUGGUGGAGAAGGCGUUCCCGACGGAGGCGGUGGGUGUCGUCUGCCAGGUGGACGGCCACUACCAGGUGGUCGAGUACUCGGAGAUCACGCUCAAGACGGCCCAGAGGCGAAACCCCGACGGCCGCCUGACGUUCUCGGCCGGCUCCAUCUGCAACCACUUCUUCACGGCCGAUUUCCUGCGCUACGUUGUCAGGGAGCACGAGACCGAGCUGCUGCACCAUGUGGCCAAGAAGAAGAUUCCGUACGUGGACGAGGUGGGGCAGACCCAGAAGCCGGACCGGCCCAACGGCAUCAAGAUGGAGAAGUUCGUGUUCGACGUGUUCCAGUUCUCCAAGAACUUCGCCGUCUGGGAGGUGCUGCGCGAGGACGAGUUCUCGCCGCUGAAGAACGCCGACGGCGCCGAGAAGGACACGCCCACCACGGCCCGCCUGGCGCUCUGCUCGCUCCACCAGCGCUACGUGCUCGCCUCAGGAGGGCAGUUCGUGGACGAGGAUGGCCAGCCCAUCCCACUCAUACCCGGCCGGCAGUCGUGGGUGAAGUGGGAGGACCCGGUCAUCUGCGAGAUCUCUCCGCUCGUGUCGUACGCGGGCGAGGCGCUCGAGCCGCUGGUGGCGGGGCGCCGCUUUAUGCCGCCGCUGCUGCUGAACGAGCCGGCCGAGCCGCUCGCCAACGGCCACUGAGAGGAGCGCCGCCGCGGCGCAGCAGCGGCCGACAGUACAAACCGCGCCCCGCGGCGGCCAAGGCCGCGUCGCCGCACGACGCUGAUUGGGCGGCCGAGCUCAUGCCACGUCUUGAUUGGUGGGAUGCUGCGCCGGCCGGUCGCAUCGCGAUUGGUGGCUGCGGCGCCAACGCCGUCACAAUUGGUGGCUGCAGCGUCGGCGCCGGGAUGAUUGGUUGGUCGCGUCGCUGGCCGUGAUGUGAUUGGUCACCGCGGGGACGUAGGCAGCUGGAGCGGGCCAGCAGCAGGAGCGAGGCGGUCGUUAAAUGAUUUCAGCACCACACGGCGAAUGGGCUGCUGAAAAUGGGUCCAACUGCCUGCCUGAAGUCACUGCUGGCGCUGUUUUUGCCGCUGCGGUGCGUUGCACUGGUAUCGCA
Molecule: messenger RNA, 1984 nt
Organism: Pollicipes pollicipes
Lineage: Eukaryota; Metazoa; Arthropoda; Thecostraca; Pollicipedomorpha; Pollicipedidae
Product: UDP-N-acetylhexosamine pyrophosphorylase
Exons: 8
Coding region: 58-1569 (503 amino acids)
Biological process (GO): UDP-N-acetylglucosamine biosynthetic process
Molecular function (GO): UDP-N-acetylglucosamine diphosphorylase activity
Source: RefSeq, a predicted model, not a curated record